Messenger RNA from Galleria mellonella (greater wax moth), 8638 nucleotides. RefSeq names its product dendritic arbor reduction protein 1 (gene dar1). Gene Ontology annotation, biological process: regulation of transcription by RNA polymerase II. Gene Ontology annotation, molecular function: DNA-binding transcription factor activity, RNA polymerase II-specific; RNA polymerase II cis-regulatory region sequence-specific DNA binding. The coding region runs from base 424 to 1389 and encodes 321 amino acids. NCBI's taxonomy places the organism in Eukaryota, Metazoa, Arthropoda, Insecta, Lepidoptera, Pyralidae. The transcript has 8 exons. The record is from RefSeq and is a predicted model, not a curated record.
ACCCUAUCCUGUGCCAUUCGUGUACUAGUGCGCGCUACAUUUUUUUCGAAUUCAGAACCGAGUGUUUUUUUUUAAACGUGACUUUCCGUUUGUGCCGUUAUUUUGAUUUUCACUACUAGUGUUAUGUAUGGAUUGAUUGGUUGAGAUAUUCAAAUGGAAAAGUGCAAGUAUACAAUGAGGUCUGGUUUGUAGUCACUGAAGUAGCAGGUUCGCGGAAUACGACCAUGUUUACUUAGCCAAAUAGUAAUAAAUAUAUUUUUCGUUAAAAACUUGAUACGAGAAGAUAACAAAAUCAAUAUUGACAUUUAAAAAGACGCAGUGUUAAACGCUGUUAAGGUAUGCCGAAAAAUAUGGUAGAUUGUCCCGGGCGGCGGUCACUGGGGCGCUCCACAGGCCGCCGGGCUGCUUGACUCGUGGUUUCAGAUGCAGACAUCUGAGCUAGAGUCGCUGCUGUGCAAGCAGGAGGGCGCCUCGGUAGCGCCCGCCCACAUGGACCUGUUCGACGGUGGCACCACAUCCCGCGACGAUGCGUUCCUUCGCCCCGCGCCUGCCCUCUGGGAGGAUAUCGCUUCAUCUAUCAGAAAUAUCGAUCCUGAAAACGCAAACAUGCUGGCUUCCCUUGGAACCACUCACGUUAAACUUGAGGCAGAUGAUCCACUGCUCGAAGAAUGCGCUACUCCGCUACUUAGUCCUUUGGAGAUCAAGACGGAAAGGUUAUGCGCUCCGCCAACGUACGCGCAUCCCCAGCCUCCUCAACAUCAGCCGCAGCAGCAGCCGGCGCCGCCAUUUGCGAAAUACGGUCCUAAUAGGCUGGUCUACAUGUCUCCUUUGACGCCACCCGGCUCCGACCAAGGCAGUCCAGGAAAUUCUAUGCAGGGUGGCCCUCGCCGGACGCCACCGCCGCCAUACCACCCGCCACCGUUGCUCAGGGCGCCCCAUGUACCGCAUCCUGGAGCACACCCCCAUCAUCACCCGCAGCCAAUGGCGCAGUCGAUGCAGAUGCACCAGCAGCCUCCUGCGCCGGCGCCUCCGCAUCCAUUGUCGCAUGCACGCCUCGGUUCACCGCCCCAGGUCAAGUACAACAGAAGGAAUAACCCAGAGCUGGAAAAAAGAAGAGUGCACCAUUGCGAUUUUAUCGGUUGCACAAAGGUGUACACGAAAAGUUCGCAUCUGAAAGCUCAUCAAAGAAUACAUACAGGAGAGAAACCGUACACUUGCCAGUGGCCGGAAUGUGAGUGGAGAUUCGCCCGUUCCGACGAACUGACCCGCCACUACCGCAAACACACGGGCGCCAAGCCGUUCAAGUGCGCUGUCUGCGAGCGAUCCUUCGCAAGGUCCGACCACCUCGCGCUCCACAUGAAGCGGCACCUGCCGAAGACGUCCAAAUGACACGCGAGGAGGGGCGGUGAGCAGCCGCCCGCCUCGCACACCACUCAGGAAGAAUGCAGUGAAAGCAUGUUCUUGGAGUGCGAGCUGGACUCAAAUUUGAUGGAGACGUUUUACGGCGUGCUGUGACCUGCAAUCGGGCACGUGGCGGGCUACGCGCCAGCGGACGCACUGCGGAGGCACGCUUGACGCGAGUGCAAACUUAUUUAUUUUACUUACAUUUGUAAAGAUUGCUUUCCCUUCACAACAAAUCUCUUAUAAUUUCACAGAUUUUAUUUAAAUAUAUUAAAAGGAUAUAAUUACUAGGUAAGUACAUGUAUAAAAUCUCUCACAUUGUGCAGCUGGUGAUUAGGAUAGAAAACUAUAAUGAAUUGAUAAAAUGUCACCAGCAUUCAUUUAUUUUUGUGUUUACAUGGUCACUGUAUCAAAUUAAAAUUGAUAUUUCUUUAUUUUGAACAAAAAUAUUGUAUUUAUAUAUGUAUUAGUGAUAAUUAACAUUUGUUAUGGUCCAAAUAAUUAAAAUACUGUAAUUACUAUAAUUGCAUACGUUAAAAUUAAUAAAAGAAGAACAACAACUUAAUGUGAGAAAAAUAUUUUGUAUUAAGAAUAAUUAAGUCGCUUUUCUUUAGAUAUGAUAUUAUCAAAUUAUUAUAUACAAUUCCUGUCUAUCAUAUGGUGAAGUUAUAAAAUUAUACUUAUUUAUAGAAACUCCGCAAAUAAUAACAAAAGUAAAAUACUUAACAAAUUAAUACCGAAUUUUAAGGUCAAAAUUAUAAAAUUAAAAUAAACAAAUAAUGGUCUCGUUUUACGACAUUAUGUCUAAGGACGAAACUGUCAUAGUAAGGACAGUAAAAACGAUUACGAAGUGUACAAAUUAUUUUAUACCAACUGGAUUUGUAAACCACUUGACGCCUCACGAAAAAUGAUGACCAUUGCCUAGAAUACACUAUGAUCCAUGCACAUUGCCAUUCUUGAGGACUAAGGUGUUUUGCCAUGACCCAUGCUUUAAACCAAAAAACGAGUGGUGGCGAAAGAGUCGCAACUAAGUUGCGACUAUUUCUUUCGCAGUUAGAUGCUACAAAAAUUACUUUUUUAUUUACUAAUCGUAUACAUGAGGGAUUAUAUGUACGAAGUAAGGAUAUAACCUAUCCUUGAAGCAAAUUUUAAUAAAAUAUCUAUAUAUAAACAUUUAUCUUUUCAAAGUUAAUUCAAAUCAGUACCUAAAUUUCAAUAAACAUUAAAAAAAUAUUUACUUAUUUAUUUUAGAGACUUCAUCUCAAUAUAAAAAGAAGUCAAUGUUAUAAAACUCGCCUAUAAUAUUUGGUCCAUAACAUAUGUUCACCAAAAAAUAUAAAAUUUAAUGUGGAAUUAAUAAAAAUUGUUAAUUACUUGUAAAUAUUACGUCUAAUGCAUUACAGCUAAUUUUAGGUAGGAACCUACUUCUCAAAAUGUAAUGUAAGCUAGUUUAUGUUGUGAGACAAGGUGUGCGAUUAAACAGCAGUUGACAUAAAAUACAUACAGAAAAAUAAAUUUUUAUAUUAUUGUUACAAUAUCAAUAUGUACAACAACAUUACCAAGGAAAUCGCUUUACAGCUAUGCUCAAGUUAUGAUACCUACGAUGAUGAUUUGUAUAUUAUUAUGGACUCUAUCAUAAACAUUAUUUCGAACUUUCAGACCGAAAUUGUUUAUGUAAGAUAAAACAAAUUUAAACCGAAACUGGAACUGAGGUAUCUUCUUAUACAAAAUACGAAGAAUACCUAAUAAGAAAUUAAAUAGAAACCUAUGAUUUGUUCGUCAUAACCCCAUCGAUUAUCUGAACGAUGUAUUUGCAAUUUCAUUAUAAACAUUUUUAUAUUUCAUUCGUCUUCGAAAUUUUAGAAUUUUUUUUAUAGUAAAUGGCAGUAUGAAUGACAAUUGUAGUGAUAAACGUAUGAAAUCUGGAGUCUACUACGAAAUACCAAAUCCAAGAAUUUGGACAAUAGUUCGUAUGUUUUUCACUUCGAACUUCAUUGUUCUACUAGUAGAUAAUCAAAUCAUAAUAACAUUAUUGAUCUUUUAAUUUUAACACAUAUUGGAAGAUUCGUUCAGAAUAAGUUCAUAAAUUUUAUUCAGCUUUAUUAAAGUUACAGGCAUUAAUUACAUGGGGCUCUUUUUAAUUAGGAAACAAAAUUAUCUUGAGCGAAUCAUGUCGAGUAUAUAAAUAAUUACGUAGGAAUAUAUCUUCAUUAAAAAUGGCAAAUAUUUAAAAAAAAUUGAGGAUCAUUGCAAGUAAUAACAAUCUGGAUAAAGAUAUUAAAAUGUCUUGUAGUAUAUUAGGUAUCUCCAUACCGAGUAGAUGACAUGACGUAACGAUACAGAAUGAACUUUAUUUUAAUAUACAAAAAUUUUUUGUCACGAUAUUCGCUAAUCUCCAAAACCGCUUAACCGAUUUCAACGUAAUUUUGUAAAUUUGUAUAUUUUGCUCCAACUGGAAACAUUAAAUAUGUUUUAUUACGAUUAAAAUAUUUCACCCGAUAUAUAUCGCUAGGAGACAAAUCAACGACUGGCUAAAUCAGCUAAUAUUAUAAUAAAUAUAUUCAUUUUUUGUUAAAUAUCAGCUUUAAUCUAGUACGUAUACCAAAAUUCAUAAAAUCUGUUCAAUCAUCUAAACAUAAGUAAAUAAGGAACAAAAAUUUCAAAAUGUCCAAGAAAAUCGACUACCAAUAGUCUUAAAAAAAAUUACAAGUUCUAAGUAUCCGUGUUAUUUUAAUUUUUUUUCAAUCAAUCCUUAACUUUUAAUGUGCAAAUGCAGCUGCUGCUUUUCAUUUUAAAUCCUUAUUAAUUAAAUAAAAAAUAAAUCAUCUUAAAUAUAAAAAUGUGACAUUAUCGUGAGCAGCAGAAACAUUCAAUCUUUGUCAUAUAUAUUUACACGGUUUAAAAAAUUUAUUUACAUUUUAUAUUCAUGAAACAUCUGUAUUCAUCUCUUCGACAUUGAUCCGCCCCGGCUAAAAAUGCCCUGACCUCGGUACCAACUGAAAUCAUGAAUUUUAUUUACAAAUUGGAUUUGUAAAAAGCACAGAAUUGUGUGUCCUUGUAGGUACUGAAUAUAUAUCGUGUAUAAAAGAAAUUGCUCACCACAAUAGCAAUUGGUGUCGGCACAUAAGCCUUGUUACGUAAGCUCUAAGUAUUCAUUAGAUAUUAUUAGUUAAUUUAUAGUAAGUUAUUUAGUAAGAGAGCAAGGAAUAUCCAAGAUAUUAUAGAGUUAUCUUCAUCAUAUAAAUAUGAAUAUACAAUUAGUCGGUAGUUAGUAGCUUAAUCGUACAGAAGCGUUAUCGAAUUAUACGACCUGGGUUGAACAAGUAUAUUCUAUUUAUGACAUGCGCACAACGGAGUUAUUAAGCAUGUACCUAAAUGCUGAAUUAAUGUACUUCAAUGUUACCUAAUUCCGAGGUCAUUUAAAUUUAGGUUAUUUACUGAAACUUCACAGGUCAUGAAAUUCGAACACGCUAAUAUUACACUUUCUAGUCUCAUUUUAUUACAGAUUUUUUAUAAUUCCGAAAAAAUGCGUCACUAACAGCUUUCGCCUUUUAAUGUACUUAAUAGUAACUUUCAUUUCCAAAUAAAAAAGUAUUUAUUUUACUUAAUAUGUAAUUACAAUAUUGUAGUGAAUGUAUAUUGUAGUGCAUAAAGUUAAUAAUUCUUAUGAAAGAAUCGCUUUAGGCAAUUUUAGAAAAUGAAAAAUAUGAAUCAGCCUUAUUGCCUCCGUCCAAUGAAUUUACAUAAUUAAUAAAUGUGAAUACAAAGCAAAAUUAAACAGUCUACUAUCUCUCCUUUAGGUACAUACAUAUAAUUUUUUAUCUCUUAAGUAUGGAAUUGCCAUAGUACAUAGUCAUUAGUGUUUUUGCUACCUAUACUGUAACUAUAUUUACUUAAGUAAUGCUUUACAAUGUUUUUUUUUUCUAUUUUUCGUGCAAAUAUUAAUAUCUUUGAUAUUUAUUAAUUACGCAAAUUAUUAAUACAUUAUUAUAAUAUAACCAUUCGCUUCUUAACAAGUCAUCGAUUUCCUUCGUACAAGAUAACUGAAAAAGAUGCACCAUGAUAAUUUUAUAUAUUUUAGCCAAAAAAUAUGUUUGCAUUACUAUGUUGUAUUAAAAUUAUGAACAUACGAGUACAUUAUAAAAUUAUGUUAAAAUAAAGAAUUUCCUGUAAGAAGUAUCAUAAAAUUAUACCAAACCAUGUCUAAGAUUAUAGCUCUAAUACUGAACAUUGACAUUAAGCUUUUAUAACUUUAUUGUCACAUAACUCUAGCCUUUUAUCUAGAACUAGUAGAUACUUUAAAAUUGUAAAAGAUCAUUUUGUCUUCGCAAUUAUUAAAACAUUCUUACAUUUGUUUAAAAUAUUCACUAUACUUUAUCAGUGCGAAUAUACGGCUAUUUAAUAAAUAACAAUUAGUUUCGAAUAUGUUUAUUGUUUAGUAUCCUAUAAUUACCUACUUAUACGUCUAUUUUCGAUCUUGCCACUCUCAGUUGCAUUUAGUUUUUACAUACUUAAUAUUGAAACUGUGAAGAUAAGAAUUCAAGCCAAACCUAUUUGAGUGCUAGAAUUAUAUUUUAUGAAUGAAUAUGAAAUUAUGUACUAAAUAUGAAUUUCUAUAGAGACCAUCUACUGUCAUUUACAGAAGUGGAUGUACUUAUUUCCAUUAGAAGCGUGAUUAGCUAAUGUAAUAUCUGACACGCUAGUCAUAACGCUAUUCUCUUAUAAAUUAAGCUUCAAAGCAAAUUAUAUGCAUUGGGCCUCAAAAUAUAUUAUUUAAACUCUAUAUUACUUCCUAUUAGGUAUGACGUCACUGUCCAUCACGUUACUUCACUUUUAGCAGUAUAAAUAUAUUAAACAAAAAAAAAAUUAUAACACUCAACAUCAUGAACAAAGCCAUAUUAAUAUUUAGGAUUUGCGAUGUCACAACCAAUAUAAAUAAAAAAUGUACCUACUUAUAAAUAAAUAAAACAAAUAAAUCUUAACUACAGAACACCCAGAAGAACAUUUUUCUUUCUUGUCAGGGGAUAAAAAAGUUUGUGGUAUGUUAUACAAUGUACAAACAUUGUAAUGAUAAUAAUAGAGAAAGUUAUAAAACAAAAAAGAAGGACUUUGAAACUUAUGUCAUGAACUAAUUAUUAUGUAGCUUUGCAUAACAAUGCAACAUUAUAUUUAAUGAAACCAUAUUCCCAAAUCUCUCUAUUCUUAUUUUUAAAUUUUAAAUCUUUCUUAUUAAUAUAAAAAUUAAAAUAAUGGCUAAAAAUUUUAAAAAAUAUAUAAUUCUUGAUCGUGACUAUACCAUAUUCUAGUCUGAAAUAAUCAUACGAAAAAAUACAGUAACACAUUUAGAAUUAAAAUCAAAACAGUAUCUUUCAAAUCAAAUAGCAUAGAGGUAAGAAGGUAGUCUACUCUUCGAGUUUUGUAAAAAGGAGUAAUUGCCAUAAACGUGUCUGUGGAUGCCAUAUUUUUAAAUAAUUUAAUUUAGCUAUUAUUAAAAGAGUAGUCAUAAGUUCGUCUUUCUUUAUAAAACCAAGUAUCGUACGUACCUCACUGUUUUCUUUUCUUGCUUAUUCCUUGUACUUAUUAUUUCAUUAUUAAUAUUAUGAUUGUUUUUAGUACCUAUACUAUUUUUUGUGUAAUAGCACAGUCAGCUUCAUUUAGAUCAUAGUAAAUAAUAGUAAAAAAUAUCAUACGGAAAGAAAUUUUAAACAACAGUCAAUCAAGUAUCGUAACAACAUAUUCUUCACAGGUACCUUUUCGUAAGUCCUUGUUAUGUAAUUUAUGAUAUGAAAAAGCUAUUAAUUCAUAACAUACUUAAAUAACUUGAUAAAAGACCAACAUAAAUUUGAUACUUAUUGUAGUUGCUGAGAUAUGGUAUUGAACAUCUUAUCACCUAAUAUCUUUACGAAGCCGACUGUACUAUUUAGUACGUAGUUUAAUAUGUUGACUAAGUCACAAGAUAAUUUAUUACCAAUGACAUGUUUUUAAAAUCUGUUUAUAUAUAAUAUAUGUACCUACUUUUGUAUAGUUAAGUGUAAAAACCUGAGAUAUGUAUUUUAAUGAUAUAGAAUAAUCAAAUAUAAUGUGUUUUUUUUAUAUAAUUUUAAGUGUUUCCAGAAGUGUGAUUUACUAACAUUUUGUUUUAUUUACAUAUUAAAUAUGUUAUCAUUAUUACUUGCCUCGUCAUUGUCAAUUAAUUAUAAUCCAAUAGUUUAUCAAUUAUAAAUACAUAAUUUCUUACAAAGACGCAGUUUUAUGUAUUAUUUCUGUAAAAAAAAGGUUAUUACGUAUACCUAAUUUAUAUACAUAUAUGUACCUAUUCAUUAAAACUGAUAAAUUUUUAAACAGAGUAUUCAAUUAAAAAUAUGUCUAUGCCCAAAAAAUAAGUAAGUGUGGCCUUCCAAUGAAAUUGAACAAAAAAUAAGUAUAUUUAUUGUAAUCUUACAGUUACCAUUAUACAGAUCAAUAAAAUUGGCUAUGAGAUAGUAGAUACCCCAAAUUUUUUUCCGAUUAUUGCAAUACAUAUUUACUGAAACACUGUGCCAUAAAAUCACCCAACGUAUUGUAUUUACAACCAGAUCCAUGGCCUUGUACCAUAUUGCUCUUAAUUUAAUUUUCCACGAAAAACUUACGCUGUAUUUUCUUUCAUAAAUAUGACUUGUAAGCAAUUGGGCAUGAAAAUGGUCGAUCGAUAUCUAAAAAUGACAUUUAUAAAUGUAUGCCUUUUUUGUUCAUGAUUUAAGACCACUAUUGCUACAUACAUUUAACACACAUUUUUUCACAAAGUGCAACUUUAUGUAAUGAAUUAAAACUCAAUUAAAAUUCAAAAUUAUUUACAUUGAUGUAGAUUACAUGAAACAAACAUUUUAUGUUACUAUUAUAAAUAUGUCGUUUAGUCCUUCAGUGGUAACUGAUACAAAAGAAUUAGAAAAAAAAAUAAGUUACCCACUAACUUAAUCAGUUACUUAAGAUUUUGAAUAAUCAUUGUAGUAGAAUAUUAACAUAAUGAAUUACCAAGUUGCCAACAUAAAUUAGCUUCUUUAGCUUUGAUUACUUUGUUUGUAUUAAUACAUAAUUUAGUGUACUUGUAAGAUAAAAUUGCACUUUGCCGAAGAAAAGCUAUCUAAUUAUUCAUCGUUUCAUAUAAAAACCAAAUGUAUUGCCAUUUAUGAGUGUCUACCUAUACUUAUAUGUUUUGCAAAUUUCACAUUUCAGAAGACAUUAAAUUUAGUCACAUUUA